AGUCAGUGCCAUGACAAAAUAUCCUCCCUCCAGCCAGAUACGUCGAGGCCCUGCAGUUGUUUCUCACUGGGAAUAUCUGCUUCAAAGUGGGUUUUCCCCAAACAUCUGCUGUGAAGUUUUGGGUACAGAACAGGACUCUUUCUAGGUCUGCCAUCUAUUCCAUGUGUGACUUCAAUGCAAUCCCUGUGCCUGUGUUUCCCUAUUCCAGAAUAACUCAAAAAAAUCAGGCUGAGGAGGUGAAUCUACAUAGAAUCAGAUAAAACAACAGAAGAGGAAUUUAUAUUUGUUCUUGAUAGUGAGUCGAAGAGAGGAAGGGCCACGCUCGGUGCUUGUUGUGCACGCAGCAAUCGCUAAAAGGCGAUGAGUAAUUUUCUAGGUUAGGACUAACUCCAUUUCAGGCAUUUUCUGCCGUGGGGACAUCCCCGGACAAGCCAAUAGGUGGCAAACUGCAGCUCCGCUCUGGCGCCUCCACCCCUACUGCACACAGGACGCCGAGAUCUCAGCCACUUCUAGCACCAACCAUUUCUUGCUGCUCUUGGCACAUGGUAGAUAACGGUUUGAUCUUUGGCUCUUUCACGCUUGCGCUAUGCCUGAGAUACGACUGAUCAUUCCAAUAUCCCAGCGGUUUUGCAGCAGCACUACUGAAUAUUUUCUGUGGGACGGUCCAAAGAACAAAAGAGCAUAUUUCAGCUUUGAAGAAAAACUGUCGGACAACAAAUGAUGACGAUGUGCAACAUCUGCUCCCCCGACAGCCCGUGGAUGCUCCUGUGACGAUAGAGUUUGUCGCCGCCGCCAUGGGGGAGCUGUUCCGCAGCGAGGAGAUGACCCUGGCCCAGCUGUUCCUGCAGUCCGAGGCCGCGUACUGCUGUGUCAGCGAGCUGGGCGAGCUGGGGAAGGUCCAGUUCCGAGACCUGAACCCGGACGUGAACGUGUUCCAGCGAAAAUUCGUUAACGAAGUGAGGAGGUGCGAGGAGAUGGACCGAAAGCUGAGGUUUGUGGAGAAGGAGAUUAAAAAGGCAAAUAUUCCUAUCACGGACACCGGUGAAAACCCAGAGGUGCCUUUCCCACGUGACAUGAUUGACUUGGAGGCAAACUUUGAGAAAAUUGAAAAUGAGCUGAAGGAAAUCAACACGAACCAGGAAGCUCUGAAGAGAAACUUCUUGGAGCUGACGGAAUUAAAAUUUAUACUGCGUAAAACUCAGCAGUUUUUCGAUGAGAUGGCGGAUCCAGACCUGUUGGAGGAGUCCUCUUCACUCCUGGAACCAAGCGAGAUGGGAAGAGGCGCCCCGCUGCGACUCGGGUUUGUGGCCGGCGUGAUCAACCGUGAGCGCAUCCCGAUGUUCGAGCGCAUGCUGUGGCGAGUGUGCCGGGGGAACGUGUUCCUGCGUCAGGCAGAGAUUGAAAACCCCCUGGAGGAUCCUGUGACGGGGGAUUAUGUGCACAAGUCUGUGUUUAUCAUCUUUUUCCAAGGCGACCAGCUGAAGAACAGAGUCAAGAAGAUCUGUGAAGGAUUCCGCGCCUCCCUCUACCCGUGCCCAGAAACACCACAGGAGCGGAAGGAAAUGGCUUCUGGUGUCAACACCAGAAUUGAUGAUCUUCAGAUGGUGCUGAACCAAACCGAGGAUCAUCGCCAAAGGGUUUUGCAGGCAGCCGCUAAAAAUAUCCGUGUGUGGUUCAUCAAGGUCCGCAAGAUGAAGGCUAUCUACCAUACCCUGAACCUGUGCAACAUCGACGUGACGCAGAAGUGCUUGAUUGCUGAAGUCUGGUGCCCUGUUGCUGACCUUGAUUCUAUCCAGUUUGCUCUCAGGAGAGGCACUGAGCACAGCGGAUCCACUGUCCCGUCCAUUUUAAACAGGAUGCAAACCAAUCAGACCCCACCGACAUACAACAAAACGAACAAGUUCACCUGUGGCUUUCAAAACAUUGUUGAUGCUUAUGGCAUUGGAACGUAUCGGGAAAUAAAUCCAGCACCGUAUACGAUCAUUACCUUCCCGUUUCUGUUUGCUGUGAUGUUUGGAGACUUCGGCCACGGGAUCCUGAUGACUCUGAUCGCUGUCUGGAUGGUGCUUCGGGAGAGUCGUAUCCUGUCACAGAAGAGUGACAACGAGAUGUUCAACAUGGUUUUUAGUGGUCGAUACAUCAUUCUGCUGAUGGGACUGUUCUCCACGUACACAGGCCUCAUCUACAACGAUUGCUUCUCCAAGUCUCUUAAUAUGUUCGGUUCAUCAUGGAGCGUCCGGCCGAUGUUCACAAAAGCCAACUGGACAGACGCUUUGCUGGAGCGCACUCCUCUGCUGCAGCUGAACCCCGCGAUUCCCGGGGUGUUCGGCGGACCCUACCCCUUUGGCAUUGACCCGAUUUGGAACAUCGCCACCAAUAAGCUGGCCUUCCUCAAUUCCUUUAAGAUGAAAAUGUCGGUGAUUCUCGGCAUUAUCCACAUGCUCUUUGGUGUCGCGUUGAGUCUUCUCAACCACAUCUAUUUUAAGAAGCCACUGAACAUAUACCUUGGAUUUAUUCCAGAAAUGAUUUUCAUGUCAUCACUGUUCGGAUACCUUGUUAUCCUCAUUUUCUACAAGUGGACAGCCUACGAUGCUCACACCUCAAAGGAUGCACCAAGCCUUUUAAUCCACUUUAUCAACAUGUUUCUGUUCUCCUAUAGUGACCCCAGUAAUAAGAUGCUCUAUAAGGGGCAGAAAGGGCUCCAGUGCUUCCUUGUGGUGGUGGCGUUGCUGUGUGUGCCCUGGAUGCUGGUAGCGAAACCCCUGGUCCUUCGCCAUCAGUACUUAAGGAGAAAGCACUUGGAAGGGCAGCCCGUGGAGGCCCAGGUCAGCACAGUCCCGAACGAGCAGGCACUAGAGGCAGCAGCGCCUGCGACAGGAACGCACAACUUCGGCGGGAUCCGGGUGGGCAACGGACCGACCGAGGAGGAUGCCGAGAUCAUCCAGCACGACCAGUUAUCCACCCACUCCGAGGAGGGGGAAGAGCCUACGGAGGAUGAGGUGUUUGACUUUGGCGACACCGUGGUGUACCAGGCGAUCCACACCAUCGAGUAUUGCCUGGGCUGCAUCUCCAACACCGCGUCCUACCUCAGGCUCUGGGCUCUCAGCUUGGCCCACGCCCAGCUCUCGGAGGUGCUCUGGACCAUGGUGAUCCACAUUGGCCUCAGCGUCAGGAGCCUGGGCGGAGGCUUUGGCCUCUUCUUCAUAUUUGCUGCUUUCGCUACCCUGACGGUCGCGAUUCUGCUGGUCAUGGAGGGGCUGUCGGCUUUUCUCCAUGCUCUUCGCUUGCACUGGAUCGAGUUCCAGAACAAGUUCUACACUGGCACUGGGUUCAAGUUUCUCCCUUUCUCCUUCGACACCAUCCGCGAGGGGAGGUUUGACGACUGAAACCCUCCGCUCGAGCGCCGUUCGGCGUCGUGUGCUCCCGGCCAGGCCCUCCCCGUGUGUCCAACUUGCAUGUAACCCUCCCAUAGCAAAAAUAACUUAUUGCAGCACCCUCAAGUGUUCCCGGGGCGUUUCAGAGCCAAGAGCUUUGACAUUCCCGGGUAAUGAGUGACACUGGAUCAAAGAAAACGUUUCGUUCCCGUAAGUUUAGCACUGAAGAUACUAAGAGCAUGAAGUGUCUGUGUGUGUAAUAGUGUAGCUGUCGUGUUGUGAAUUCCCCCGCAGGGUUAUCGGGGCAGCGUGAAAUGCAGCUGGGGCUGAGCGGGUGUACAAGCACACGGAGAAAAGGCUGCGCUGCUCGGGAAGGUUUAUGUUUUACGAAGGUUUUCCAUGUGGAUCCUGUGUCUCUGCCUCCGAUUAAACAAAAUCCGAGGGUGGGCAGUGGAUGAUCCGUGGUGUUGUCCUCCUGCCUCCGCGGCUUCCGCACCUGCCGUGGUUCAAUCUGACGAAAACAACGUCUCAUUCUGUGCAGAGAUUCAGCUUUUUGAACUCCAUCCAGGGCUUGAGGAGCCGCUGUGAGGGGCAGGACUUGGCCUCUCUCAUCACACAGUGAUUCUCUGCCCACUGGUGAUGGGGAAGCACCUUGUCCUUGCCAUGGAGGCUGUUCCUUUCCUCCAUGGAGCCGAGAUGCUCCUGUAUCUGCUCCUAUCCCAGGCGAACCCAAGCCCAGCAGCCAGGGUCCUUCCACCUCUUGUUUCUGGAGCAUCGCUGAGGACACGGUUCGGCUGCCCUGCGACUCUUGUCUCGGGUGCUGACCCCUGGCAGUGGAACCUCUUGGGUUUCUUGUUUGAAAAUGGAUCCCUGAGGCUGCAAAGCACUCAAAGACACGGCCCAUGUAGACUUGGCAUCAAGCAAAGGUACCAGCGCCACGUCACGGCAGUUGUGUGCUCGGGGGCUAAGGAGCCCUUCGAGGCAGAACAGAUAAUCCCACGGCGCUGGAGUUUUGGUGAUCUCUGCCCCAGUAGCUGUUGCUUUUUCUCCUGUGCAAGAUGUGAAUAGUUUCUCAGCCUCCUGAACUCACUGUAGCUGUAGCAGCGGUGAUGUGUGUGUGUGUGUGUUAGUGCCGUGUGUAACUGUCGUGUUUCAUUGUCACAGUGGAUCUGAACUAUUUGUGUAUGGACAGAUAGAACGAUAACCAGAAUCAUUGUAACCUGGAAUCGGAGGGGAAACGCCACGCAGGGCUGUUUCAGAUCAUGUGAGGAUGGCGUGUGUGCGCUGUACAUCGCAGUGGACGUACAUCGCAAUGGACGUACAUCGCAGUGGACGUACAUCGCAGUGGAUGUACAUCGCAGUGGAUGUACAUCGCAGUGGAUGUACAUCGCAGUGGAUGUACAGUGGGGGCACCUCUGAGUAGUCACUGUGUUUACAGGUAGAUCAGCUGUUUGUUUACAGUGGUAAGAAAGACAAACUCCAAACUGGUUUGCGAGCGGAGCGGUGACCCCGCUCCCGCUGCCCGGGUGCAACGUGCUGCUGACAGUCACUGUGUCAAUUAAACUAACUGCACUACA
This is a messenger RNA of Columba livia (rock pigeon), 4951 nucleotides long. RefSeq names its product ATPase H+ transporting V0 subunit a1 (gene ATP6V0A1). Lineage: Eukaryota; Metazoa; Chordata; Aves; Columbiformes; Columbidae. The transcript has 23 exons. Gene Ontology annotation, cellular component: vacuolar proton-transporting V-type ATPase, V0 domain; plasma membrane; vacuolar proton-transporting V-type ATPase complex. Gene Ontology annotation, molecular function: proton-transporting ATPase activity, rotational mechanism; ATPase binding. The record is from RefSeq and is a predicted model, not a curated record. Gene Ontology annotation, biological process: proton transmembrane transport; vacuolar acidification. Bases 795 to 3386 code for a protein of 863 amino acids.